AUGUCUUCUGUAUCACUUGAAUUUCUUUUUCUUUCUUUCUUUCUUUCUUUCUUUCUUUCUUUCUUUCUUUCUUUUCAUUAUAACAAUCAUUCUGUCCAAAAAUCUUUGGUAAUUCAUGCUAACCUUCAUAUGUUAUGUCUUCUUCUUUCUUUCUUUCUUUCUUUCUUUCUUUCUUUCUUUCUUUCUUGGUUUCUUUCUUUUUUCUUUCUUUCUUUUUCUUUUAUCAAUCAUUCUGUCCAAAAGUCUUUGGUAAUUCAUGCUAAUGUUCAUAUGUUAAUGUCUUCUGUUCACUUGAAUUUCUUUCUUUCUUUCUUUCUUUUCUUUCUUUCUUUCUUUCUUUUUCAUUAUAACAAUCAUUCUGUCCAAAAGUCUUUGGUAAUUCAUGCUAAUGUUCAUAUGUUAUUGUCUUCUGUAUCAUUUCUUUUUCUUUCUUUCUUUCUUUCAUUAUAUUAA
Molecule: messenger RNA, 453 nt
Organism: Acanthosepion pharaonis
Lineage: Eukaryota; Metazoa; Mollusca; Cephalopoda; Sepiida; Sepiidae
Source: the annotation of a GenBank genome assembly